AUGAUAUUUGGAGUUCUGUUUAUCAUUUGCCAGUAUUCAGGGCUGCAGAUUCUUCCUGCUUUUUGUGUAACUUGUCUUUAUCUUUGUUGUUGCAGUACUGAGUACCAAUUUAUUUACUAUUCACCUGAAAACACAGCCAAAGCAAAAGAAGUUCUCAGCAACAUCAAUCAACUACAACCUCUGAUAGCGACCUAUGCAGACCUACUGCUUAAUUCUGCAAGCCAGCAUUCUCCAGACAGCUUGAAGAAUUCUUUAAAGAUGCUUUCAGAAAAAACAGAGCUUUUUGUCCAUGCCUUCAAGGAUCAGCUGGUCAGAAGUGCUCUUUUAGCACUUUACACUGCCAGGCCAGGAUGCAUCCUUAAGAAACAACCCUCUCCUAAGAACAGCACAGAGGAGAGCAGUCCUCAGGACCCACCCCCACCAAUGAGAAGGCAAGAUUCCAUACCACAUCAUUCAGACUACGAUGAGGAAGAGUGGGAUAGGGUGUGGGCCAAUGUGGGGAAGAGCCUGAACUGCGUUAUUGCUAUGGUGGAUAAACUGAUUGAAAGAGAUGGUGGCAGUGGAGGCGGCGGCAGCAGCAGCAAAAAUGGAGAAAAGGACCCUUCUUUAGUGGACUCCAUCAUAACUCAUCCAAGGGAGGACUGGUAUGAACAGUUGUAUCCCCUCAUCCUUACCCUGAAGGACUGCAUGGGAGAAGUGGUGAACCGAGCCAAGCAGUCCCUGACAUUCGUGCUCCUUCAGGAACUUGCGUACAGCUCACCCCAGUGUUUGAUGCUGACUCUGAGAAGAGACAUUGUCUUCAGCCAAGCGCUUGCUGGAUUGGUUUGUGGUUUUAUCAUCAAAUUACACACAAGUUUGCAUGACCCUGGCUUUCUACAGCAGCUUCACACGGUGGGAUUGAUAGUGCAAUAUGAAGGAUUGCUAAGUACAUACAGUGAUGAAAUCGGAAUGCUAGAGGACAUGGCUGUUGGCAUUUCAGAUUUGAAGAAAGUCACAUUUAAAAUAAUUGAAGCCAAAUCCGGUGAUGUCUUGCCAGUUAUUACAGGAAGGCGUGAACAUUAUGUGGUGGAGGUCAAGCUUCCAGCGGGAAUGUUUGAGUCUCUGCCUCUCCAGAUUAGAGAAGGACAAUUGCUUCAUGUGUAUCCUGUACUUUUUAAUGUUGGAAUCAAUGAACAGCAAACUCUUGCUGACAGAUUUGGAGAUGUCUCUUUGCAAGAAAGUAUUAACCAGGAAAAUUUUGAACUUCUAAAAGAAUAUUACACGAUAUUUAUGGAAAAGAUGCCUCCUGAUUACAUUUCACAUUUUCAAGAACAAAAUGAUUUAAAAGGAUUACUAGAAAAUCUCCAUCAAAAUAUCCAAGCCAAAAAAAGAAAGAAUGUAGAAAUCAUGUGGCUGGCUGCAACAAUUUGUCGCAAACUAAAUGGUAUCCGUUUCACCUGUUGUAAAAGUGCCAAAGACCGGACAUCGAUGUCAGUGACGCUAGAACAGUGCUCCAUCUUAAGAGACGAGCACCAGUUGCACAAGGACUUCUUUAUCCGGGCACUGGAUUGCAUGAGAAGAGAAGGAUGCCGCAUAGAGAAUGUCCUGAAGAAUAUCAAAUGCAGAAAGUAUGCUUUCAACAUGCUACAGCUGAUGGCUUUCCCCAAGUACUACAGACCUCCAGAGGGGACUUAUGGAAAAGCCGACACCUAAAUUUACCAACAUGUAAAUAAACAGGAACACAAAUACGCUUCACUUGGAUAAUCUCCACCUUUUUCAUUUUUUUAUUGUUAUGAAUUUGUG
Ceratotherium simum simum (southern white rhinoceros) is the source of this 1782-nucleotide messenger RNA. NCBI's taxonomy places the organism in Eukaryota, Metazoa, Chordata, Mammalia, Perissodactyla, Rhinocerotidae. The record is from RefSeq and is a predicted model, not a curated record.